Molecule: messenger RNA, 792 nt
Organism: Momordica charantia (bitter melon)
Lineage: Eukaryota; Viridiplantae; Streptophyta; Magnoliopsida; Cucurbitales; Cucurbitaceae
Source: RefSeq, a predicted model, not a curated record
UUUUAAAAAAUUAGGGUCUUGUAUCUCUUUCUUCCUCCUCCUUUCCCCCUCUCACGUACCUUCGCAGGGAGAUCCGCGCGAUUACCAAAACUCCGGCGAGCUUCCACCACGAGCGGCGGCGGAAAGGCCCACCACGAACCCAACCUCGUGGCGACAACUUCUUCUGGAGCGCGACCUCGAACUCAGCAAAACUACCUCGAACGAACCUAUUCGGAUUUAAGCAAAUAUCCACUCGCGACAAGGAUGGCAUGGAGGCAGAUUUUCUCCAACAAUAGGUCAAUACUCCAACCAUACUCAGCUCCUUUAUUUGCUAGAUUCUUUUCUAAAUCAACCCCAUAUGUCGUGAAAGUCGGGAUACCAGAGUUUUUAAAUGGCGUUGGGCAUGGGGUGGAGUCACAUGUGCCCAAACUUGAAUCAGAGAUUGGAGACUUCCAAAAGUUGCUCGUCACUCGCACACUUAAGCUGAAAAAACUUGGAAUCCCAUGCAAACAUAGGAAGCUGAUAUUGAAGUAUAUUCACAAGUAUAGGCUUGGACUAUGGAGGCCCCGAGCUGACUCCAUGAAGGCCUGAUGGUUUAACUAGAUUUACGAGGUGAAUGGAAUCGUUUGCUGAUCCUUGGAUCUCAGUUUGUAGAACUCUCAAGGACAAUUUUCGUUUAUUAAAUCUAAAGCAUAUCCUCAUUUUACUGUUUCGUUCGUUUAAGAUUAUGCAUGAAGCUUAAAUUUAAGUGAACUGAGAGUUUAGUCUUAAUAUCAACUGAAUGACAGGACAAAAUACCCAAGAUUCAGGUAA